GUAGAAGAGUCACACAGAGUCAGCAGAGAUGCGCUUUGGAGUCUUUCUUUCUGUGAUCUGUUUGCUGGUCCUCUGGGACACAGCCACUGGCCAGUUCCCAUCCUUUGGCCGAUGUCCGGACUAUGCGCCAGUGUCGGACUUCGACAAGGAGCGCUUCCUGGGCAUGUGGUACGAGCAGGAGCGCUACUUCACCCUCACCGAGUUGGGCUCCAAGUGCACCUCAAUGUACUUCGAGCGGCGCGCAGAUCAGAAACUCUACGCCAACAAUGGAAUCGUCAACAGAUUCACCAACGUGCAGAGAAUCGUGUCCGGACAGAUGACACUCUUCGGCCGCGGCACAACAGGAAAGUUCAACGUUCGCUACACAAACACGCCGAUCGCCUAUGACACGACAUUCAACGUGCUGGACACUGAUUACGACGGCUUCGCCGUGCUCUACUCCUGCAGCUCCAUCAUCCCCUUCGGCCACACUGACUUCGUCUGGCUGAUGACCAGGGACCGCCUGCCGGCCGGCGAGGUGCUGCAGCGCGCCUACGGCACACUGGACAAGUACAAGAUCUCGCGCACAUUCUUCGUGGAGACGGACCAGAAGGACUGCGACACGGUGGCGGCGCCGCAGGAGGCCUACGAUCCCACCGAGCCAUCGCAGCGGAGCGAGGCCGUCGAGGCCGAGCAGCCGCAGCCCGAGGAGGCGCUGCGGAAGGACGAGGAACCCGCCAAGGCGGCACCGGCGGAGGAGAUCAAGGAAGAGAAGAAUGCCACCGAAUAGAGCAAUACAGCAACUGAAUCUCUCCCCCUUCGAAACAUAAAAUCUACACACUCUCCUUUUUUUCCAUCUUGCGAUCAAUUGAAUAAAAAGAAGAGAUCAUUGAGCAC
Messenger RNA from Phlebotomus argentipes, 876 nucleotides. RefSeq names its product apolipoprotein D-like. Gene Ontology annotation, molecular function: pigment binding. The coding region runs from base 29 to 769 and encodes 246 amino acids. Lineage: Eukaryota; Metazoa; Arthropoda; Insecta; Diptera; Psychodidae. The transcript is spliced from 2 exons. The record is from RefSeq and is a predicted model, not a curated record.